Messenger RNA from Fusarium sp. VM40, 672 nucleotides. The record is from the annotation of a GenBank genome assembly. Lineage: Eukaryota; Fungi; Ascomycota; Sordariomycetes; Hypocreales; Nectriaceae.
AUGCAUCCCUCAAAGCUGCUCACAAACCAGCCUAACAAGGCCAUCUACAUCGACAGCAUCGCAACCCUCUCCGAUCCUCUCUCCUCCAUGUCCUCCAUCUUCCCUCUCAUCUCCCUCCUGACCAUGGCCUACCACGUCCGGACACCACAGCCCUGCUCCCAGGAACGCCUUCUCACUCUCCUACACACAAUGUCACCAGCCUUGACAACAGAGAUAAACACAAAGUACUCCCGCGAGGAGAUCCUCAACUCCUUCGUCCACUUCCUCAGCCCCGUCCUCAACGGCAUGGCGGGCAUGCUAGAGCUCCUCACAAACGUCGACGCCUUCUCACGGCCCGAGGACUUCCGGCAGUUCUGGAGCCUCGAGCGGAGCAAUUUGAUCAGGGAUUUCGUAGAGAGCGGGGGACCGUUGCGGGGGAUGCAGGGCUACGACGUCCCCUUCCUCGAGACCUUUGUGAAGGACUCGUCGUGCAGAAUCGCCCUCGGUAGCAACAAGGGUAUGCUUCUGCUGGUCCCUGGCGACGCCGAGGUCGGCGACGAUGUGUGGUGGGACGAAGAUGAGCAGCGUCUCACUAUCUCUAAAAAGGGCAUCGAGGAUCUCAACACCAAUGCCGAAGCAUAUCUCGACAAUGGCUCAAGAAUAACCGUCAUGGCUAUUCCUUCUGCCAUGUAA